This is a messenger RNA of Tupaia belangeri chinensis (Chinese tree shrew), 2865 nucleotides long. Its product is annotated as Fanconi anemia group B protein-like. The record is from RefSeq and is a predicted model, not a curated record. NCBI's taxonomy places the organism in Eukaryota, Metazoa, Chordata, Mammalia, Scandentia, Tupaiidae. Gene Ontology annotation, biological process: replication-born double-strand break repair via sister chromatid exchange; interstrand cross-link repair; negative regulation of double-strand break repair via homologous recombination. Gene Ontology annotation, cellular component: Fanconi anaemia nuclear complex. The coding region runs from base 276 to 2822 and encodes 848 amino acids. The transcript is spliced from 4 exons.
AGCGCCUAGGAGUCGCGUGCGCUCGUUGGGUCUCCAAGCUGACCUGGAGGUGAGCGAGCGAGGAGCAGUUACCAUCCUCAUUUACCCCCGGAAGCAGCAGGGUCGGGGAGGCCGAAGUUAGUUAAGAUAGAAGACUUUUGGCGUCAGAAGCAGGAUCUGAAGUAAAGCUUUCAGUGACACCCAGGAGCAGCAGGUGACCAAGCAAGCUUUAAAAGCAUCAACUGGAAUAAUUUGCAUUUAAGAGUUGGUUCAACACCAAGACUUGCUGUUGUGCAAUGACUAACAAUGAAGCAAUAUCAUCCAACCAAGAAAGGCUCUUGUGUUACAAUGGGGAAGUCCUUGUUUUUCAGUUAUCCAAAGGAAAAUCUGCAGAUAAAGAGCCUGCAAAAACACCCAUAUUACAUGUCAGAAGAAUGGUUUUUGACAAAGGAGCAAGCACAUUUGUUCAGAAGUCCACUGGAUUCUUCAGCAUAAAGGAAAAAACUUCUCAUUUUAAAAUUAUGUAUUGCAGCUGUGUAUCAGAUUUCAGAACUGGAAUUAACCUACCUUGUGUUUUGAUACAAAGCAAUAAAAAGGAACACAUUUUCAAAUAUUUUCUACUAUUUCUUCAUAGCAGUAAUAAAUUUGAAAAGCGUUUGAACUUUAAACUAGACCAUGAUUUGAAGGAUGGCAUAAGGGUCUUUAAUGGCCCUUUAGUUUUUUGGAAACAUAUCAAAACAUUCUGCUGUUUCUCUUCCCAAACUGAUGAAGUUAUUAACAUGUCAGUUAAUUUUACCUCUAUUGAAUGGGUAGGAAAGAUUGAAAAUCUAGGCAUAGUUUUAUUGGGACUAAAGGAAUGUUAUUUAUCUGAGGAAGAAUGCACCCAAAAGCCUUCAAAAUCAGGUAAUGCAACUCAGAAUACCAAAUUCUGUGUAUACUCUCUUGAAAAUCAAGAAGUAUUAAGUGAUACAUACAUUAUUCCUCUUGCUUAUAGUAGUUUGGUAACUCACAUCCAUGUCUGUGCAACUGAGAUUAUCAACAACCAGUUAAGAAUGUCUUUGAUUGCCCUUACUCAAAAGAAUCAGAUUAUUUCAUUCCAAAACGGAAUUCCUAAAAGUGUGUGCCAGCUUCCAUUUGGAGAUCCUUGUGCAGUUCAACCUAUGGAUUUAGGUGGAGGAAACCUCUUUUUCAUCAUAUCCUUUGGGUCUAAUGAUGUAUGUGCUGUUUGGGAAAAGAACUUUCAGAUUGCUGCUAAGUGGGGAGGAGUUAGCUCAGUUCUGAUAGAUGACCUUCUUGGUACUGGAACUGAACAAUUACUGUUACUUUAUAAGAAUUCAUUGAACCCAGAGUGCCUGAAUUCAUUUAAAAUAAUAGAUUUUGGCAGCAUGAACUAUUCAAGGGAAUUGCUGGAUAGCAACAAAUACUAUUUAUCUGAAGACUCACAAGAGAAUUGUUACUUGGCGGUUCCACCUCUGGAAAAAAGAUUAAAGGUUGGUUUUGCUUCUAUUUUGGAAUUACAGAAGCAUAUCUUGCUUAAGGAAAAAAUCAUUUCAAAAUCCCAAAAAGCUUUAAUAAACCUGGUUCAAGGGAAAGAUGAUAAUAUAUCAAGUACAGAGGAGAAAUGUCUUGUUCCUCUUAGUGGUAAAGAAGAAACUCCUGUCCAUACCCUUGAAAAGUUACCAGACAAUUUCCAAUAUUCAAAACAGCUAGUAGAGAAGAUAUGGUACCGUGUGAUAGAUGAUAGCUUGGUAGUUGGAGUGAAAACCACAUCUUCUUUGAAGCUGUCUGUGAAUUAUGUGACUUUAUCAUUGUUAAUGGAUCAAACCCAUAGCUCCAGCUUUAGGUCUAUAACAUGUCGAAAUAGGGUGAUUGAGUUGAACCCAGAUUCUUUCUUAUUACCACACUUGAAGACAUAUGAAAUAGAAUCAGAAGCCAAAAGGAUAAAGUUGGCCCUUAACGGUGAUGAAGAGGAAAAUUUUGUUUGUAAACAGUCACCCAAGAAAGAGUGUGCUGUAACAUCAGUUUUGCCACUUUUAGCAUUCAAUAAACUUUCUUGCACUGUGCUAUUACAAAUUAGGGAGAGAGAAAAUGUUAACGAUCCUGAAGAUCAUUAUAUUCUGUGUGGCAGACUUUGUUUAAGUCUAGAAGAUCUUUCAAGUGGAAAAUAUCUACUGACAUUUCCAAAGAAGCCUAUAGGACACUUAGAAGAUCUUUCUGCACUUCUCGCAGCAUUGCACAAAUCUUGUGUUCAAGUCACAUCACCCGACUAUGCCCUAAACUCAGUGAAAGUGUGGCUUUUAAAACACAUGAAAUGUGAAAUAAUUAAAGAAUUUCCAGAAAUGUACUUUUGCAAAAGAUUGGGAAAUUUUUAUGGGACACUCUUUAAUUGGAAACAAAGGACAAAAUUUGAAGGAGUUUUAAUAGUCUAUUCCAGGAGCCAAACAAUUUUGUUCCAGUGCCUUCAUAAUCUCAUCACAAGUCUCCCUAUAGACUGUUUAUUUAAAAAUCUAAAAUUUGGAAAGGAGAAUUUCUUCAUUGAUCAUUUGGCAUUGACUUUGGAGAAGGAAAUGGUUACCCUUGGUUCUUUUUUUACUGCCUUAGCUAAUGCUCAGAGCAACCUUAUGCAGAAAUGUGAAAUAAAUGAAAAGAGUAGUACCACUGUGGAUGCUUUAUCAAACAAAGAGGAAAAAAUCCAUGUGCACAAAAAAGAACUUCAGGGAGAAAAGAAGAAAAUGGGAACUAACCUAAAAGUGAGCCUUUCCCUUUACAGAGAAACAAUUUUGAAAAUAGCUGAAAUUCAGUCAAAAUCAGACUUCAUUGCACAGAAACUGGCCUGUUUAUAGUUCAGUUUGUCUUUAUAUAUAAAUAUGUGUGUGUGUGUGUGUG